AUGCGAGCUUCGGCGGUGGUUUCGUUGCGAUACCCCAACGCCGGCGUGCAGCAGCAGCAGCAGCAGCAAAGCCUGGUCGGUGCGCGUGGUUCCGAUUUUGACUCAGUGUUGCUCUCGCUUGGCAGCGCGUCCUCGGUCCUGCACUGGUUUUGGAAGGGAUGUUACGUCGGCGCUGCAAUGCUGCUGCCAGAGUACAGCAGGGCGAGCGGAGUUGGUGCUGGCGCUACGCCGACCUGGGACAGCUGCUUGUGCUUCCCUCGUCUUGCACUGGUUGGUGGCGAGCGUCGCAUCUCCGUUGUCGAGUUUCACGCCGAGCUGCUUUUGGGCUGCUUUGAGCGGCGGCUGGGCGUGGGUCAGGGCGCGUCGAGUCGACGAGAGCAUGUCGUACCUGGCUCGUCCUCAUCGCACACCAACCCGCUUCCCUUCCCCGCCACACGCCUCUGCACGUCGUUCAUCAUCCCUCCUCGUCCUUCUUCUGCCGACAAACACUUCGUCGCUGGCUCGUCGAAUCGCACUGCUCUACACCAAUCGGCCCUCUCCCUAUUGCCACUGCUAGCUUCUCUUCCUCGUCGCAUCCUCUCCACUCCCGACAUCUUACUCUACCCGCCGACUCGCUUGCCAUCUGCGCCACACUCGUUUCAUCGCGCUCAUUUCACUUCCCAUCCACAGGCCGGCUCUGUGGCUUGCAUGCAUCCCAUUUCCAUCCCGACCGCAUCUCCUGUCAACCCAACAUCCGCCAGCAUCUCUCCGACCACCUUCAUCUCGUCCCUCCCGCGCUCCCACCCUCUCCAUCACCAUCGCAAAACGCUUGGCUCGCCCCCUCAGCUUCGACGUGUUUAG
This is a messenger RNA of Moesziomyces antarcticus, 840 nucleotides long. RefSeq lists its product as uncharacterized. The record is from RefSeq and is a predicted model, not a curated record. Lineage: Eukaryota; Fungi; Basidiomycota; Ustilaginomycetes; Ustilaginales; Ustilaginaceae. The transcript has 3 exons. The coding region runs from base 1 to 840 and encodes 279 amino acids.